UCUCCUCCAGUCAACCCGCCGGACAGGCCCCAAGGCAGUGCCACCCGCUCCCACGCCUCCCCGGGACCUCCACUCCCAGCUGCCUCCGCUGUGCCCCCAAGUCGGCUUUACGUAGUAGUACUACUCCAUCAGGCGGGAAAUAAAUCCCCUCAAACACGCCUCCACCCUAGUUUCACACAAAGUCACUUCCCAAUGCUCGCAGAAGUUGGCGGCUUGUCGCCCCCUCUCUGCGGCGCCUCUCGUGAUUGGCUCUGAGGAGCCACGGCCCGAACGUCACUUCCGGCGGAAGGGAGCGCGGGAGAUUUGAUUGGCGGGCGCCCGGGGAGCUGUGGAUUCCGGUAGUUGGCGGAGCGUUGCCUGGGCUGGUCCCCCAGUCCUGUACCUCAGACCACAGUGUGAUUGCAUGAAUAGAAGAAGAAAAUUUCUUCUUGCCUCAGUACUUGCUCUCCAGAAUUCAAGUUUUAUAUAUCCAUCAUGUCCAAAGUGCUUCUCUCGGAUAAUCCUGGCCUCCAAAAGGUCCAGUUGUUCAAAAUGUGGUUCUACUGGUGAAGCCGAAAAUGCUAGCUACAGAUAUAAACUUUCCUUAAAAGUUGCAGAAUCAAACAAAUUGUUUGUCAUUACUGUAUUUGGAAGCUGCUUAGAUACAUUUUUUGGACUUACUGCCACUGGUUUGCACAGGUAUAUUCAGGAUCCUUGUAAAAUUUUGGAUAUACUGGACAGCGAUACAACUCAGAGCCUGUUAACUAAAGCAGUUGAAACUUGCUUUGUUGGACAAAGCUUUAUUUUUGGAGUCACGAAUUUUGAAACCCAACGUGGACAAGGUUCAGAUUCCAGUAACUUCUUACAGCAGUGCUACGAUCACAAAAGAGAAGUCAAAGCACUAGUAGCUUGCCAGAUUCUUCUGCCAGACCCAUGUGUUGCAGGCUUCACUGUCAUUGACUACUUUCAUCAGCUAUUGCAGACUUCCAAUUUCAGGAAAUCUCACUGUGCCUCCCAGUUACCUGAUAGCCACUUACUUACUUCAGAUCACUCAAAUAGUGAUCUCAGCAGCAUAUAUGGCUCUGACAGCACUUCUUAUUUUUUUGAGUCCUGUGACAGAGAGAAAGUUUCAAGAUUCUGGCAGCCAUCACUUGAACUCACUUCCAUUGGUUCACAACACACAGAUAAUGAUGAUUUUUCAGCUUUAGAACAAAACAAGGUUAUUAGUACUUUUCACCAGAACAGAAAGUAUUUCUCCUUUGCAGAGGCCACAGACUCCAAUAGCUGCCAUGAUCCCAUUCAGGGUUCAUGGAGCCUUGUUUCAUAUAUGGAUAAAAACAGUACAGCAGAAAAGUUGGAUGUAGAAAUUGGCUUGCAAACUAACCAGCUGAGUGCACUACCCAGCAGUUAUCAUAAUAAUGGACUUUCUGACUCUAAUUUGUUCCUUUUGAGCAAACGAGAGUCUCUUGACUCAAAUAACACAAAAUCCUUCCACAGUGUAAUGGAAAUUAAAAAUAGGUAUACCCAGUAUGAGCUACCGUGUAACCAGCAUCAGGAUGCAGAUUCCCCCACUGACCUUCAAGAGAAAUCUCUGUAUUAUUCACCUUCACCCCUCAAACUUGAAGAGAUGACUAGUGGUUCCCAGGAUUGUGACUCCAAGAUUUGGGAUGAUCUGCCAUUUUCUGAAAGCCUGAACAAAUUUCUGGCAGUUGUUGAAAGUGAGAUUGCUGUAACCCAGAGAGAUGCCUCUCAUAGGGAACAUGAUGCAGAUAACAGCAGUGAAUUCCAUGCAGACCAUGGCAGGUUGUCUGUGAUGCCUCAGAGUGCUGAAGCCUUGCACACACCACCUGUAGCUUUAAGAUCAUCACAAGCAACAGUUGCCACAGACUCUAGCAAAGAUAAUUUCCUCUCCAACUGUGAAACAAAUUCAAGUUCUAGUGUUCAAAAGGAGUCACAACCAGAUAACACAACUAGUCUUGGAAGAAAUAUUUCGCAAUUUUUUCUACACAAUACUUCUCUGUCAGCUGCCUUCCCUUCUUCAAAAGAUUCAGAAACAACACUUAAGAAGACUAUCAGAGAUAUACCUUGUGGGGAUGAAAUUUUAUGCAGGCCCAUUACUUCAGAGAGUGACCAUUCUUUUGUGAGUAUCAAAUAUUUUAAUGAAUGUGGAGGAAAAUCACUUUCAGAAAUGAAUGAAAAGUUGACAGCAUUGUGUUCUAGGAAGUAUGAUGUUUCUGAUCUUUGCAAAUUAGAAAAUAAACAAUCUUACAGGUGGCCAAAAAACAAAGGUGAUGAUUUUACAAUAUGUAGGAAACUUACAUACUCUUUAGAAAUUUCUUGUAGUAGUCCAAAUACAAGUACAAAUACACUGAAAGAUAUCCCUUAUGGACAUAUCAAUGAUAAGUUAACACAGAGCUGUUCUGCUGGCCUUGAAGGUAGCUACAAUGCUUCUGCUGAUCUCUUUGAUGAUAUCUGUAAAGAAAUAGGUGUUGCAACAGAAAUUACCAAAAAAUCACAAAAUAUUUUGUUACAUUUGGGAACAUCUCUGGCAGAAAGUCAUCAUGCAGAGGCUGAUUUUUCAUUGAACUCACUUUCUGAAAACUUCAGUCAGCCUUCACAGAAAUUAUCCAUGCAAAACAUAUCUGCCUGUACGCAUCCAAGAACAUGCUCCCCUCCACCUCUUUUUCAGUCAGAUUCAGAAGAUGAUUUUGAAGAUAGCCAAGACUUUGUUCCAUGUUCACAGUCAACUCCAGUUGCAGGGUUCCAGAAAACAAGAAUUUAUGGCAUAAACAAAUCUUUCCAAAAAAUUGCAGCUUUUUAUUCAGACGUUGAUGCUAACAAUAGAAAAACAAGGAUUUCUCCUAAAAAUGACAAACUGGAAGCCACCCGAAACUGCCCAAAAAAUAUAAAAACACCCAAACAGAAAUCCAGAAGCCCUAUUAUAACUAGUGUUAUACAACCAGAAGUUUUCAAACAUAAUCAUAUUGCUGAGGGCCUUGAAACUGAUAGUGAUGAUUGGGUCCCCCCUACCACAAAAAAAGUAUUUGUUUCUGAUAUGCUUGGAUUCCAAGUCAUGAGUCUAAGGAAAUGCUUUGCUGCACAUAAUUCCCCAGAUCAAAAAGAAUUACCAAGGAAGAAACCGAAACAUGCCAAACAAAGAACUGAUGACUGUUUAAUUAAGAAGAAGUUCAAUUUAAACAAUACUCUAACAGCAAUAGUUACAAAACAGAAAACUCCUAAAUAUAGCUGUAAAAGUUCAGCCUGGAUUUCCAGAGAGUCAAAUCUUGGACUCGAUUCUUUUUCAGAAGUCAAACAUUACUUUGCAUUUUCAGAAAAUUGCCCGUCUGCAGCACCUGAAACCAAAAGUGCUUGGUCGCCUGAAUUAUUUUCAUAAAAGGUCACCUGAACCCAACAUCUGAACUUUUUUAUGAAUAUAAAUCUUCUGGAAACUUUCCUCCAGUGUCUUUGAAAAUGUAAAGCCAUUUUUCCCCCAAAACACUAUGAUUUAGAGAUUGAGCACUUUAUUUUAUAUUGUUGAGUGUACUUUAGUAAUAUUGUUAAUUUUGCUUUAUAAGCAUAUUUGUUAAAAUCACAUGUACAUCCAGAAAUAAAGCAUUUG
Lepus europaeus (European hare) is the source of this 3598-nucleotide messenger RNA. RefSeq names its product DNA damage induced apoptosis suppressor (gene DDIAS). The transcript is spliced from 5 exons. The record is from RefSeq and is a predicted model, not a curated record. Gene Ontology annotation, biological process: negative regulation of intrinsic apoptotic signaling pathway in response to DNA damage. Lineage: Eukaryota; Metazoa; Chordata; Mammalia; Lagomorpha; Leporidae. Gene Ontology annotation, cellular component: cytoplasm; nucleus. Bases 404 to 3373 code for a protein of 989 amino acids.